UUUUCUGUGGUCAAGUCGCUACAUAGACAGUGGGAUAUGUACAAGGCAAAAAUUCUCGUUCUCGGGCCGUGUGAAAGUGGAAAGACAGCGAUAUCCAAUUUUCUCGCUGAUGCAACCGAUACGUCUGGUGGGGAGUACCACGCAACCCAAGGAGUCAGAAUUUUAGAAUUUGAAACUAAUCUGCACGUUGGAGGAAGAUUGGCAAAUGCUGAAGUGGAAUUAUGGGACUGUAGUGGUAAUCAAAAAUUUGAAACGUGUUGGCCAGCAUUCAUGAAAGAUACCAAUGGCGUAGUUAUGGUGUAUAAUCCUGACCAAUCAAAUCAUGAUAAACAGCUAGAAAUGUGGUAUUCUAACUUUGUUGUUGGGCAGGGUCUACGUGACUCACAGUGUAUAAUAUUUGCCCAUCAGAAACCCAAUUCAUCCAGCCACGCUAAGGUUCAACUCGGAAGCACAAUGGCCAAGGUCACUCAGGUGUCGACCAAUUUAGAAGAAGACCACGACGGCGUCAGAACCCACUUUGCUAACUAUCUAUCAAAACUUUUCACUGCAAUGACAGACAAACGUGAUCAAGAAGAACUUAGUAUAAUUAAUUAGCACUAAUUACCUUGAUUGCCCAUUAUGUACAUAGUGUUACCUUUAGUUAUAGCGACAUGACCUGUGUUUUUCAUAUUUUUCAACUAACAUCACUGGCAAAAUAAAUACUGAAUCACCAAACGAGUACACUCAGGAUGUUGGGGCUACAUUGUCUAUACCAUGACAAUGAAUGUUUAAUUUGUGCUGGUAUUCGUUCUGUACCACAAAUGUAUUUUGUAAUGUAAGGAGGUUCAAGCUGUUUUCAAGAUUACUGUAAAAUGACUAAU
Messenger RNA from Saccoglossus kowalevskii, 860 nucleotides. Its product is annotated as intraflagellar transport protein 22 homolog. NCBI's taxonomy places the organism in Eukaryota, Metazoa, Hemichordata, Enteropneusta, Harrimaniidae. The record is from RefSeq and is a predicted model, not a curated record.